Messenger RNA from Gigantopelta aegis, 1736 nucleotides. Its product is annotated as cytoplasmic dynein 2 intermediate chain 2-like. The record is from RefSeq and is a predicted model, not a curated record. Gene Ontology annotation, molecular function: dynein heavy chain binding; dynein light chain binding. The coding region runs from base 125 to 1615 and encodes 496 amino acids. The transcript is spliced from 12 exons. Gene Ontology annotation, biological process: intraciliary transport. Lineage: Eukaryota; Metazoa; Mollusca; Gastropoda; Neomphalida; Peltospiridae. Gene Ontology annotation, cellular component: ciliary plasm; cytoplasmic dynein complex.
AAUAUUUGUUUCUGGUUCGAACGUAAACAAAUUUAAUGUUCUGAUUCCUGAAGUUUUAUCAACAUUAUUCUCAUUAACAUUUGUUUUGGGUUUUUUCUAGCAGUAGUUUUUGUAGAAGGGUACAAUGUUUGCUGACGAGGUUUUGGAACCUGUUGAACUGAAAUCAUACUGGAAAAAAGAAAGAUCAUUGGCAGAAACAGGAAUACAAACAGGAAACCUUAGAACUCAGGAAGUUGGAUGUCAGUCAAUUAAAACAUUUGACGAAGAGACUCAAACAGAAAAUGAAAAUGAAGGCUUCUUGCGCCUAGCUGAGGACAAUUCACGCCAUCUUGCAGAGUUCCUGGCACGAGUUGAACCAAUGAUUGUGAAGACGUUGGUGAAAAACUUGAGAAGUCAUGCCUUUGAUGGGUAUGUACAGCAUCAUGAUGAAGCUUCUGUAACCUGCAUCCAUACACUGACACAUUCAGCAUUGGAGGAACAACUACAAGUUACCGGUUUGUCAUGGAAUGCAACUGGAUCUGUGAUUGCUGCCACGUUUGGGCGAUUUGACCAUGAAGACUGGUGUACGCACAAAGCUGCCCUUGGCACCUGGAACCUGGACAGGAGAACCCUGGACCACAACAAGCCAGACACCAGCAUCGAGUCAUCCAGCUGUCUGAUGUGUCUCCAGUUCCAUCCAGUGAACCCGGCGUGGAUUGCAGGAGGAAGCUUUAAUGGUGAAGUGCUGGUGUGGGACCUCAGUCGUGAAGAUGACCUGGUGUUGGCAACGUCCGGUAUUGGGGACGACGCUCACAGAGAGCCAGUCGCCAAAGUGCAGUGGCUGCUGGAUCCCGACUCAAAAACAAAACGAUACAAUAUCAUCAGUAUUGGUGGAGAUGGCAAAAUUUUGAUCUGGAGUAUGAAUAAGAAAAAACAAAAGCUGAAACUUAUUGAAGGGUUUGUUCUGAUGGCCCAGAGUCUGCCAAGAAGUAUGAAGGUUCGUGGAGUGCGCAGCGACAAGGAGGUGGGAGCCACGUGCAUAUCAUUUAAUCAGGAAGACAAGGAUACCUUUGUUGUUGGCUCAGAAAGUGGAUGCAUCUUCAAAUGUUCACUGCAUGCCAAAGGAAAUCCUGCUGGCAGUCAUGUAAUAUCAUCGGUACCCCUCCAUUCACCAGUGACCUUCACAUUCAAUCCACACCAUGGACCAGUUUACUCUGUAGAUUGCUCUCCCUUUCACCGGCUGGCUUUUGUUAGUUCAGGAAUGGACCAAUGUAUACGGCUGUACAGCAUGCUUCAAGACCGGCCAGUUGUAACUAUAGAACCAGGUGAUGGCUACCUACACUCAGUCCAGUGGUCACCAUUCCGACCAUCUGUGCUGGCCACGGCAUCAGCCAAUGGAUCUCUGCUGAUAUAUGAACUACUUCACGGACAGCUCGUUCCGGUUCACAAACUGGAGGCCAGCACAAAGAAGUCGUCACUCUUCACACUGAAGUUCAACUCACAACAACGUAAUCUUCUUUCAACUGGUGAUGGACUAGGCUACAUCAAGAUCUGGAAACUUGGUGAAAAUCUGACAACACUAAUGCCCAGAGAAAAUGAAUACCUUGGAAAUGUUAUCAAUGCAUCAACUGACUGAACCAUUUAAAAAUCUAAGAAGCAUCUGUGAUACUUUAAGACUUUGAUCACCACUAAAUUCAUAUUACAAUUUGUUGAAUACAUUACUUGACUAUUUAUUUGAAUAAAAUUACUAUACUAGA